Messenger RNA from Coccidioides immitis RS, 1560 nucleotides. Its product is annotated as citrinin biosynthesis oxidoreductase CtnB. Gene Ontology annotation, biological process: secondary metabolite biosynthetic process. The record is from RefSeq and is a predicted model, not a curated record. NCBI's taxonomy places the organism in Eukaryota, Fungi, Ascomycota, Eurotiomycetes, Onygenales, Onygenaceae. The transcript has a single exon. The coding region runs from base 404 to 1216 and encodes 270 amino acids. Gene Ontology annotation, cellular component: cytoplasm; nucleus.
CCGCGAUGUGACUUUCAAAGCCUUUUUUCUUGGGAAUGGACAAAGAGUGGACGGAGGAACUUGACUUGUUAUUCCGAUGGCAAAACUGAACCUCGUCUUCUCAGCUCUUCGCCCUCGUGUCGAGCCCUCACCAAUACGACGGCCGUCGUGCUUUUUCUCACCCACGGGUCAAGAGUGAUGGCGGAAGGAGAAGAAAGAAGACAAGGCCAUGCCCAUGGAAGUUACUGGCCCUUUUUGCCUUCAACUUUCCCAGGCUUUUUCCCCUUCCUCCAUCUAUCCCUACGCUGAGGUGGAGAAACUCACCAGAGUCAAGAUUUGCGCUGCUGGACCAGAGAAGAUUCACUCUGUACCGACUCACAAGGCACGGAUAACUGCCAAAGGCACCGUCUAAUCCCACUCUACAAUGGCUGGCACAGUCUGCAUGGACCAGGACUCGACCAUUCACCUCCCUCGCAUCCUCUGCCUCCACGGUGGCGGCACCAAUGCACGCAUUUUCCGCAUGCAGUGUCGUGUGCUUGAGCGCACCCUCCGCUCCACAUUCCGUCUGGUCUACGCCCAGGCUCCAUUUCCAGCGCAGCCAGGUCCAGAUGUGACUUCAGUGUACCAAAACUUCGGGCCAUUCAAGGGCUGGCUGCAGGCAACCGCCCAAGCCCACGAGUACAGCGCCCAGAACGUAGCGGAGCAGAUUCACGACUCUGUAACCGCCGCCAGGUGUGCAGACAAUCUACUCGGUGCCACCGGCCAGUUUGUGGGGCUUUUGGGCUUUAGUCAGGGUGCGAAGAUUGCAGCGAGUAUCCUCUUCGCCCAGCAAUAUGGAAUGGCGUUAUCUGGCGGCCAGUGUGACUGGCCGGGCCUCCGUUUCGCGGUACUCCUGGCCGGGCGGGGCCCCCUUGUAUGGUUAACGCCGCAGGCACCCAUGCCGCACGGGGUUGUUGACCCGACGUCUCCAGCAAUGCUGAUGCAACAACCCUUCCUCGCUGAUGACUCCGAUGAGCACAUUCUACGUUUGCCGACAAUACAUGUUCAUGGGCUGAAUGACCCUGGAAUCGACCUCCAUCGCGAGCUUUUGAAUCAAUAUUGCGACCCCAAUUCCGCAACUUUGCUUGAAUGGGAGGGCGCACACUCUGUGCCAAUUAAGACCAAGGAUGUGAAAGCAGUUGUGGAGCGAAUAUAUUCCGUUGCCCGGGAGGUAGGCGUGCUGAAUCUAUGGAGAUAAGUACCGGGUUAUAGUUCAUACCCCGUUAAGGUAGCAUUAGAAUCAAAGAGCGCAUAUCUAUCUUGCGGGCGAAGUAAGAAAUAUGCAUACUUUGUUCUUGUCUACUUUAUUCUUCCUGUACGGUCGCAUUUAAGGUGCCCUAAACAAAGUGGUUGCUUUUCUACAUUCAGAACAACAUCAUGCUGGAUCUCGCUGGUUAGGGACAGAUGGUUUCGACUAGCCCUGCGGGACAAUCCGCGAUGCUGUGAUGUCUAAAGAGUCGCCUAGUCGUGCACACAAAGAUUGACCAGCGCAGAAAGAGGAUAGUCAUACAACUCAAAAUAUAUUAGUCCAUUCUACUUCCA